AUGACGGUGCCGCUGUACGUACAGGCGAAUGUAGACGGCGCUGUGCUCCUACAAUCGAUCCGCGCGUCGGAGUAUGUGCGCGAGGUGGCGUCGGGAGAGGAUGCGCCUCAGGAUAGCGCGCUUUGGACGCUGGUUGACCAUGCACCGGCGCACGGCCAGCCCGUGGUGGGAAGCCAAGCCGCUGUAGAGCAUGCGGCGCGGCUCGAUAGCCCUCCUUGGUCUAAGCGAGUGCUAGUGCUGGCCGAUGAGCAGGAUAGCGUGCUCUUAGUGGCGCUGGAGAAAGAGAAGAUUGUGGACACGCUGCGUGUCGUGCCGCGCUCUGUGCUGGAAGUGGUGCGUUUUGGCAUGUCUGACCGAGGUGGCGAAUGUGGAUGCAGGGACGAGGAGAUUGGCGCAGGUAGGUAA
Molecule: messenger RNA, 405 nt
Organism: Malassezia vespertilionis
Lineage: Eukaryota; Fungi; Basidiomycota; Malasseziomycetes; Malasseziales; Malasseziaceae
Exons: 1
Coding region: 1-405 (134 amino acids)
Source: RefSeq, a predicted model, not a curated record